Messenger RNA from Tyto alba (common barn owl), 5353 nucleotides. It is a transcript of the gene NR2C2, whose product is annotated as nuclear receptor subfamily 2 group C member 2. The transcript has 15 exons. Bases 769 to 2658 code for a protein of 629 amino acids. The record is from RefSeq and is a predicted model, not a curated record. Gene Ontology annotation, biological process: cell differentiation; positive regulation of transcription by RNA polymerase II; anatomical structure development. Gene Ontology annotation, molecular function: RNA polymerase II cis-regulatory region sequence-specific DNA binding; zinc ion binding; nuclear receptor activity. NCBI's taxonomy places the organism in Eukaryota, Metazoa, Chordata, Aves, Strigiformes, Tytonidae.
CGCGGCGCGGAGGCUCGGAGCGGCUCAGGUAGCCCCUCCCCCGCCGCCGUCCCCAGCCCCGCCCCGCGAGGGGGAUGGAGGGGGCCGCGGCCGGCCCGGUGCUGGGGAGAGGAAGCGGGGAAAUGCUCUGGGGCGGCGGCGGCGGCGGCCGGGGUCACGAACCCUGACCUUUCACAGGGGCACGGCACACAAAACACAACACCACCACCACCACCCCCCGCGCGGCCCCCUAAUACAGACCCGGCCCCCCUUUCCCUUCGCGGACCCCCCGAGCCCCUUCACCGCUGCCGCCCUCGCGGGGGGAGGGAGGGCCGCCGCUGGGCACCGUCACCCAACACCGGCCCGCCUGGGCCAGGGUCAGGGUCGCCGCCAGGGCACGUUUGGCGCCAGUUCCUGAGGUAAAGAUCGCUUUUUAAAAUUGAGGCGGCCCGGUUUUCUUUCGUUGGGGCCAGGAAGAGGGAGGGGGCGCGGAGGGGGGGGGGGGGGGCGGCAUCGGGGCCCUGAUCGGGACACCCCCGCGAGCGGCAAAGGGGAGGGGUAACGCUCGGUUUGAGGGGAGGGGGGAUUUUAAGGCUCCGGUAUUUUGCUGUUAAGUGCGAGCCGGCCGUGCCGUAGGCUGGCCUGCAGCUCCUGAAGAGAGGGAGCGCCAUUGGGAGGUGCUGGGCCGAUCCGGUGUGGGAAUCCCGUCGCGGACCCGCUGGGCUGGAAUGUGGGCCGCCUGAGGUCGGAGCCGGUCCAGUCUCGGUUCUCUAAUGAUCUUGUUUCACCAUGACAACCAAUAUGGAGGUGCUGGCUCAGCAGGUAGUGGAGACUCAGCAGGUGGCUGAGGUGCAGACUGUUCAGACUUCACUAUCUGAAUCUCCAGUGAUGACCAGCCCUUCCCAACGUAUCCAGAUAAUUUCCACAGACUCCUCUGUAGCUUCACCACAACGCAUUCAGAUUGUGACAGAUCAGCAAACAGGUCAGAAAAUCCAAAUAGUGACAGCAGUUGACUCAGCUGUGUCUCCAAAGCAACAGUUUAUUUUAGCCAGUCCAGAUGGAACUGGUGCAGGAAAGGUGAUACUGGCAGCACCUGAGACGUCUAAUGCCAAACAGCUUAUCUUUACCACCACAGACAACAUUGUGCCAGGCAGAAUUCAGAUAGUGACAGACUCUGCUUCAGUGGAACGUUUGCUAGGAAAAGCUGAUGUUCAGCGGCCGCAGGUAGUAGAAUAUUGUGUAGUCUGUGGUGAUAAAGCAUCAGGUCGUCACUAUGGUGCUGUCAGUUGUGAGGGAUGCAAAGGUUUCUUUAAAAGGAGUGUGAGAAAGAAUUUGACCUACAGUUGUCGUAGCAACCAGGACUGUAUCAUCAAUAAACACCAUCGGAAUCGCUGCCAGUUUUGUAGGCUUAAGAAAUGUCUAGAGAUGGGCAUGAAAAUGGAAUCGGUUCAAAGUGAAAGAAAGCCUUUUGAUGUGCAACGUGAAAAACCAACCAACUGUGCAGCUUCCACUGAAAAAAUCUAUAUCAGAAAAGAUUUACGAAGCCCUCUAAUAGCAACUCCAACAUUUGUGGCAGAUAAAGAUGGGACACGGUCAGCAGGUCUUCUUGAUCCAGGAAUGCUUGUGAAUAUUCAGCAGCCUUUGAUCAGGGAUGAUGGUACAGUCCUUCUAGCUGCUGACUCCAAGGCUGAAACAAGCCAGGGUGCUUUAGGAACACUAGCAAAUGUUGUAACAUCUCUUGCUAAUCUCAGUGAGUCACUAAAUAAUGGAGAUACUUCAGAAGUUCAGCAAGAAGAGCAAUCCGCAAGUGAGAUUACACGGGCAUUUGAUACUUUGGCUAAAGCACUUAAUACCACAGAUGGUACAGCAGCUCAUAACUUGGCAGAUGGGAUGGAUCCUACAGGAGGAGGGAAUAUUCAUGUAAUCAGUAGAGAUCAGUCAACCCCAAUUAUUGAAGUGGAAGGACCCCUACUUACAGAUACACAUGUCACAUUUAAGCUGACAAUGCCCAGUCCAAUGCCAGAGUACCUUAAUGUACACUACAUCUGUGAGUCAGCAUCACGACUACUUUUUCUCUCUAUGCACUGGGCUAGGUCCAUACCUGCAUUUCAGGCUCUUGGGCAGGACUGUAAUACCAGCCUUGUGCGUGCCUGCUGGAAUGAGCUGUUUACCUUAGGCCUAGCACAGUGUGCACAGGUGAUGAGUCUGUCUACUAUCCUAGCAGCUAUUGUCAACCAUCUCCAGAACAGCAUACAGGAAGAUAAACUUUCUGGAGACAGAAUAAAGCAAGUCAUGGAACACAUCUGGAAACUUCAGGAGUUCUGUAACAGCAUGGCCAAGCUUGAUAUUGAUGGAUAUGAAUAUGCAUACCUUAAGGCUAUAGUCCUCUUUAGCCCUGAUCACCCUGGUCUGACCAGUUCAACCCAAAUAGAAAAAUUCCAGGAGAAGGCCCAGAUGGAAUUGCAGGACUAUGUACAAAAAACCUAUCCAGAAGAUACUUAUAGGCUAGCCCGGAUUCUAGUACGCCUCCCAGCACUUAGGCUGAUGAGCUCUAGCAUUACCGAGGAACUAUUUUUUACUGGUCUCAUUGGAAAUGUUCCCAUUGACAGCAUAAUCCCCUACAUUCUCAAAAUGGAAACAGCAGAAUAUAAUGGUCAAAUAACUGGCACGUCUGCAUAGUGGGAACAACACAGUUUGAUGGAUUGAAGUAAUUUUCAUAAAAACAUACAAUUACGAAGCUAAAAGAAUAGCAUUUUGGUAUGUACAAAUAUUUCCAACUUGUUAUCAGUUUCCUGUCAGAUUUCUCCUUGUCUGUUUGCUGACAUUGACAGAACUUAAGCAGCAAUUAAAAUACCUGCUAUAGGACCUUUUCUGCCACAAGGAAUAUUUUUGAUGCCUUUCAUUUAAAAGGCUGUAAUUACAGAACAUACUUUUCACAUGCUUUGUAUUUAGAAAUUACCAGUGGUGAAAAAUAGAGUUUUAUAGUAUCAGAGAUUAGUAAUGAAAUUACUUUAAAAGUAAAAAGAACAGUAUGUAUAUAUUUAAAAAUAUCCUUGGAAUUAAUACCUAAUAAAUGCCAGGGUAUAAUACUAGCACUUUGUAAGCACUUCAUGUCAAAGUGACGACGUCAUUGACAUCCUGCUUAUGAGUAUGGAAAAUGAAAAAAAUUGCAUAUGUUCUUAGUCAAAAUUCUAGUGAUUUCUGUGAAAAUGUAGGAGACAAUCAUUUAUUCUACAAAAAUUCACUUGCUAUUAUGCAUGAAAUAUUAAUGUGGAUUCUCAAAUCAGAUAUCGACAUAUGAAACUAUACUCUGUUAAAUUAAUGCAGUUGUAAUUCACAGUACGAUGCAGUCAUAGUGACUAUUGCGUGCUACAGGAAUUACCCAAGCUAGAAGAAAAAAUGUUUUUCUUGCCACGGUGAUGAUGAAAUAUUCAGGUUCCUUAAAGUUUCUGUUCAGUCCAACAAAGUCAUGACAAACGUUAUUCUAAUAGGAAGCCUUCUGAUUGUGGGGAAAAUCAGUCAUUAACUGGAAGAAGAGUCAUUUUCAAGUAGAGCUGUGUGAUGUUAACUUAGAGUAUGCUCCUUGUAUUUUGAAAUUUACUUCUCUGUACUCAUAAACACCCUCAUCAUCCAGUCAAAUGUACAAUUUAAACCCUGAAAUGUGUAGAACCUCUGGCUGUCAGCGAGAGUACAUUACAAAGCGCUCUUACUUUACUUCUCCCCAUCUCCCUCCUCUUCUCUGACUGAGCACUCCCAGUUUUACAGUGCUCUCAAGCUUCCUAUGACUCACUUUGAAAUUGAAAUGUAGUUUGAAUUUACAGUCAGUCAUGUACAAUUGCAGUUAAUGACUGAUACACCAGAGAGUUAUAAAAUUAUCUGCCUUUUAAGUGUCUAGAGUGAUGAGCCAUUAACAUGUUUUCUAAUAUUGGCUGCUAGCAUUGCUUUCAUUUUAGUAUUUGUUAUUAUAGGCAUUAAAUAUAUCAAGCAAUCAAAGUUUUAAAAAAAAGUCACAGAAAUUAAUACCUUCAUCUGAUCUGAGUUCAUUAGGUGCAUCAGUUAUUUUAAUUAUCUUAAUGGUAGAAGCAUCUUCUACUUGUGUAUUUUUAUAUGACAAAAAUCUAAGUUCAGCACUUUUGUUUUUCUUCUGUUACUGACAUUUAUUUAGAAACACCAGCCAGGUUGGUGUUUGUGUCUUUUAAGGGUCUGUAUUGUAGCCAAAAGACCUUAAGCAGCUCUAGAUGAGGCUUCUGAUGUAAUAAAAAGUCCUGACCUGGUAUACUUCGUUCUCAUUAGGAGGCUCACGUUUGUAGCACUCAUUGUGACACAGAAGGCUAUUGUAAUUUUAGCUUCUGGAUGCAUUAGUCUUCUACAGUUACCAUUGUUACAGCAUUCAGAAUCUUCUAUUCUCUGUUACAAAGAGUCCAAUAUAUGUGCAAAGAUUUGCAAUACUGCUUUUUAAUUUCUCUUGACUUUUGCUAUAGCAAGUGAAAUUUUCAUAUUUUUAGUGUGAUGGAAUGUUCGCACUCUGAAUGUUAAGUCAGCUCAAAUGCAGAAUUUUGUACUAGCUGUGUUGUUGCAGUGUAACUUCCUGCGUGAUAGUGUCAGCACUUCUGAUGCAAAAAUCCCUGUUUUAAGGAUAUACAACUUAAAAAUUAAUUGUGAUAUUAACAACAUCAGAAGAAGUAGUUACCUUAGAAAGAGUUGUCGCCGUUUUUGUGAAAAUUUAAAAUUUUAUUGGGUUACAUCAUUGUUGUUCUAAAAGCAGAAUGCAUUGAACUAUUAUGAUAUUUUUAAUUGAAAAAAAAAAAAGAUUAUGCAGUUUAUUUUGCUUUCAGUAUUUUGUAAAAAUAAUUUAAGCUGAUAAGGAAGAAUUGUUAAUAACAAAUGCAAUAUUCCUUAGCACAAAAAUGAGCCAUUGGAAUAUUUUUUCCCAAAUUUGAAUACACACCAGCUGGAUUUUUCAUUAUUUCAUCAUUUCAACUUCCAGUUUUUCAAGUAAAGGGUCCCAUUUUCUGUGCAAAAAUCUGUUUUCCUAAUUUUUCUUACUUCUGCUGUGAGCAUAACAGUUCAGGGAACAAAAUAAAGCCACUACAGUAUUUUGGGAACAGAGGGAUCCCAUGAACUAAAAUGUAUGCAUCGUAUUACAUUUGUAAAUCAGAAUGGUAAAUAUCAUGCAGCUCUGUUUACAAAUAAACUACACUCCCUACAGAUGUAAGGCCACAUAAUGAUAUCCUUGAUCCAUCUCUGGUAGUCACUUACUCUGCAAAUAGUUCCCUGAAAAUAUCAGUUUGUAUAAAUGAACUAACAAUGCAAUCCAUAUCUAGGGUUUAUUUAUUGUGCAUGCAUUUAAUGGAUUAAAUGAAGCAGUUCCAUA